AUGGCUAGUCCUACUUUGUUUACCUUCGAUGCUGACGGCCGUGCGGUCGAUUUUGAGGUGUGGGUAGAUGACUUGCAGCUCUAUCUUCAGUGCGACUCCAAGGACGGAGUCUCACUGUUCGAUCACACGUCCGGCGCCUCUGAUGCACCUGCUCCCGACGCUGACAGUACAGUUCGCUCGCAGAGGACUACCCGUGACGUCGCUGCUCGCCUUGCUGUUCGUAGUCACCUGCCGUCUGCUGAGCGCAUGCACUUUGGCCAGUACAAGACUGCUAAGUCUCUGUAUGAUGCUGUUGUCGCACGCUACUCCUCCCCUGCCUCCGCUGCCCUCAACCUCACCCGUCUCUCUGCCUCUCUCCGCUCAGUCAGGGACCACUUUCUCUCCCUUUGCCCCACUGAGCUCACCGUCUACCUGCUCGAGGAGCGCCUCCUUGCAGCUAAGACUAGCAUAGUCGCUAUAGGAGCGUCUCGCGUUGACCCUCGCGCCCCUUUCUUUGAGGGGUGCUCCCCCGUCCCCCUUUUGCCCUCUGUUGCUUCUGCUCCUGCUGUCAACCUCGUUGGCACCGAGGCGAUCGGGGCUGCGUCUGCUCCUAGUGGAAGGCGCCGCAAUGGCAAGGGCAGGGGGGGCAAGGGUGGUGGAGGGGACGGCGGGGGCGGCGGUGGUGGCGGUGGAGGAGGUGGAGGGGGUGGGAGUGGAGCGCCAGCAGCAGCCGCGCUCCCGUGA
Molecule: messenger RNA, 723 nt
Organism: Closterium sp. NIES-65
Lineage: Eukaryota; Viridiplantae; Streptophyta; Zygnematophyceae; Desmidiales; Closteriaceae
Source: the annotation of a GenBank genome assembly